This is a messenger RNA of Pleurotus ostreatus (oyster mushroom), 1131 nucleotides long. RefSeq names its product translation initiation factor eIF3 subunit (gene TIF34). Gene Ontology annotation, biological process: cytoplasmic translational initiation. Gene Ontology annotation, molecular function: RNA binding; protein binding; translation initiation factor activity. Gene Ontology annotation, cellular component: cytoplasm; eukaryotic translation initiation factor 3 complex, eIF3m. The transcript is spliced from 7 exons. Lineage: Eukaryota; Fungi; Basidiomycota; Agaricomycetes; Agaricales; Pleurotaceae. Bases 1 to 1131 code for a protein of 376 amino acids. The record is from RefSeq and is a predicted model, not a curated record.
AUGGCUGUCCAAAUGCUUGGUCAAAAUAAGAAACUUGGAGAAGUUGUCACUUAUGGCACAGACCUAUUCUUCUACAAGGUGACGCUCUGGCGAGUACACUUUGCCUCAUCGGCUCAUAUCACCCCCGAGACAGGUCACGAACGGUCACUCACUCAGAUCAAAUUCAACAGAGAGGGCGAUCUCUUGUUCACAUGCUCGAAGGAUCUCGUCAUCAACGUAUGGUUUUCGCACAACGGAGAGCGGCUUGGGACAUACGAUGGUCAUAAUGGAACUGUUUGGACCGUAGACGUUGACUCUGAAUCAAGAUUCAUGGUAUCGGGCUCCGCCGACAACAUGCUCAAGCUAUGGUCAGUUGCAACAGGCAAAUGUCUACACACUUGGGAGUUCCCGACUGCUGUGAAACGGGUAGCGUUCAGCGAGGACGACCGACAGGUCGUAUGCAUCACCGAGCAGAGAAUGGGGUACCAAUGCGCAAUUCGCGUGUUCGACAUCAACAGAGAGGGCGAUGGAACAAAACCUAAUAAUGAAACAGAAUCGAAGGAACCAUUGUACAUGUUCAACCCCAUAGGUUCAAAAGCAACAGUGUGCGCCUUUACUCCGACGCCCAAUGUCAUCGUUACCGGCCACGAAUCCGGCAAGGUCGCUUUAUUCAACGUAAAAUCAGGAGAGGAAAUCGAAAACAACGAACGAGCUCAUAUGGAUGUUGUGACCGACCUACAACUCAGCAAGGAUGGCACUUACUUCAUUACAUCGAGCAAAGAUAAAACUGCACGUAUACACGACAUCAAAAGCCUCAUGGUCAUCAAGACGUUUUCAACUGAGACCCCACUGAAUAGUGCAGCCCUCGCACCCAACCUUCCUUAUGUGCUUCUAGGGGGUGGUCAAGAGGCCAUGAGCGUAACGACUACCUCGCUUCGUCAGGGAAAGUUUGAGACAAGGUUCUGGCACAAGGUCUUCGAAGAGGAAGUUGGCCGUGUAAAGGGUCAUUUCGGUCCUGUAAACACAAUUGCCGUGCAUCCAGCCGGGACAUCUUAUGCAUCCGGAGGAGAAGACGGAUUUGUUCGAGUGCAUCAUUUCGACGAGUCGUAUUUCAGAGCGAAGCCAUAUGGAGAUCUUGUAAUAGAAGACUGA